CCAAAUAAAAUUAGAUAGACGCCAAAUUGUUUUCGCAGUUCUUAUUUUUCAAAUUGACACUUAUUAAUUUACAAGUAAGUUAUCAUAUAUUUUUUUAUGUAAAAUUCAUAAAUGACCAUUCGUCACGAGUAUGAUAAAUUGUUUAAAGAAGAAAAAAACAAGUUGAACAUAUCUGCAGCAAGAAAAAGAUUAAAAUUCAUUUUGGAAGAAGGUUGUGAUAUCAUGGUUGACAAAACUCGAGCCAGACAUUUACCUGAAUGGUUUGACGAAGAAUUGUUUAUAAGUGGACAAAAAUGUUACUUGUCGAAUAUUUAUACAGCGUUCAUAGUUAAUGUCAUUGGUUUAAUAUUGGUGGCAUCAAUACCUACGGUUAUUGAUGUAGUGGUGCUCACAAACAAAUCAAAUACCCCUUUUAAGGCAUAUAAACGAUAUACAGAUACACUUCAACAUGUUUUAAACUGGUACACUUAUGACGUGAAAGAUAUGAAAUCAAAAUGUCAAAAAUCGAUAUCUGUAGUCCACGGACUUCAUUGCGCCGCUAGCCAAGCAUCUAACAAAUGCGGACUCGGUAAAAGGGUAACACAAACAGACAUGGCAAUAUCGCAAUUCAUUUUUAUGGGCUUGAUUUUGUUAAAGAAAAAAGAACUGGGUUUUUCCUGCACAGAAAACGAUGAAAUGGCCAUCGUGCACUUAUGGCGAACUCUUGGAUACUUUUUAGGCAUUGAUGACAAUUCCUACUAUCGGUUUAGAUUCAACCUUUGCCAAGGCACUCUGGAAGAAGUACGGGACCUUUGUGCAGUAGUAUUGAGUGACGUGUACACACCUAGUCUAUCGCUACCACCCAAGGAUUUUGAUUGUAUAGUUGAAGCAAUGAUCGAAGGUUUUAAACCAGUUUUGCCAAUAAUCGACUUAAAAGCAAUCAUGAGAUAUACGAGAGAAUUAUGUUAUCUACCAACAAAACCGUUGACCAGCUAUAAAAGUAGAUGGCUUUACAAUGUUCAAGAAUUAAUACACAACACGCUUCUUACCAAGCAAUGGUUAGCGUGGGCAUGCAGACCUAUUCUAAACUAUCUUUUAAGGAUAUCUGUUUGGAUUAACAUGAAUUUCCCGGUGAUCGCGGCAAUAAAAUUCGGUACAAGAGCUUUUCACGAUAUUGAAGAACCACAUAAUCAUAUUAACUAGUCAGUACACCGCAUUUUAUUAAAAAAGAAAUGUGGCCUCUAAUUGGCCGAUAUGGCGAUGAAACUAUUAAUUUUUAGAAGAAAACAAGAAUAUGAAGGCACUUUAAUUAAAUAUCAUUAACGUUACAUAGGUAUACUAAUUUCCUUUGUCUUGCUUUUUAUAAUUUAAUACUAUAUCUUAAUUUAAAAAAUUAAAAACUAUGAAAAUAAUACAAUAAUAAUUUUUAAUAUUAUUCAAAUACGUCCUUGUACUUUUUGCUUAUUAAACGCCUAUAAA
This is a messenger RNA of Adelges cooleyi (spruce gall adelgid), 1458 nucleotides long. RefSeq lists its product as uncharacterized. Lineage: Eukaryota; Metazoa; Arthropoda; Insecta; Hemiptera; Adelgidae. The record is from RefSeq and is a predicted model, not a curated record. The transcript has 5 exons. Bases 112 to 1182 code for a protein of 356 amino acids.